Molecule: messenger RNA, 1077 nt
Organism: Python bivittatus (Burmese python)
Lineage: Eukaryota; Metazoa; Chordata; Lepidosauria; Squamata; Pythonidae
Gene: HTR5A
Product: 5-hydroxytryptamine receptor 5A
Biological process (GO): adenylate cyclase-activating adrenergic receptor signaling pathway; positive regulation of MAPK cascade
Cellular component (GO): plasma membrane
Molecular function (GO): G protein-coupled serotonin receptor activity
Source: RefSeq, a predicted model, not a curated record
AUGGACCGGUCUGCCAACUUCACCUGUUUCUCUGCCACCACUUUGGCAGAGCCCAACUGGACCGAUUCUGGCCUCCUGGCCAGCCCCCCUGGCCUGGGUAAACCCUUGUCCGUCUUUAGCGUCCUCGUCUUGACUUUGCUGGCAAUGUUGGGAGUUGCCACCUUCCUUUGGAACCUGCUGGUGCUGGCCACCAUCUUGCGGGUGCGUACCUUCCACAGGGUGCCCCAUAACUUGGUAGCCUCCAUGGCCAUCUCCGAUGUGAUGGUGGCUGCCCUGGUGAUGCCCCUCAGCCUGGUCCACGAACUAUCUGGCCGUCGCUGGCGGCUGGGGAGGUUGCUCUGCCAGAUCUGGAUCUCUUGUGAUGUGCUGUGUUGCACGGCCAGCAUCUGGAACGUCACAGCCAUUGCGCUGGAUCGCUACUGGUCCAUAACGCGGCACUUGGAGUACACGCUGCAGAGUCGCCGGCGCAUUUCCAAUGUUAUGAUUGCUCUGACCUGGCUGCUCUCUGCUAUCAUCUCCUUGGCUCCGCUCCUCUUUGGCUGGGGAGAGACUUACUCGGAGGGCAAAGCUGAAUGCCAAGUCAGUCGAGAGCCUUCUUACACCAUCUUCUCGACCUGUGGAGCUUUCUACCUGCCUCUGUGCGUGGUGCUUUUUGUCUACUGGAAAAUCUACAAAGCGGCCAAGUUUCGCAUUGGAUCCCGGAAGAGCAAUUCUAUCACUCCCAUCACACCCGGACCCCUAGAGGUCAAGGAGGCUUCCCAGCAUCCACAGAUGGUGUUCACGGUCCGCCAUGCCACGGUGACGUUCCAAACGGACGGAGACACUUGGAGGGAGCAGAAGGAGAGGAAAGCUGCCCUCAUGGUGGGCAUCCUCAUUGGCGUCUUUGUGCUUUGCUGGAUUCCCUUCUUUGUCACUGAACUCAUCAGCUCCCUCUGCUCCUGUGACAUCCCACCGAUCUGCAAAAGCAUUUUUCUUUGGCUUGGGUACUCCAAUUCUUUUUUCAACCCUUUGAUCUAUACAGCGUUCAACAAGAAUUACAAUAAUGCCUUUAAGAACCUAUUCUCCAGACAACAAUGA